This is a messenger RNA of Lytechinus pictus (painted urchin), 4215 nucleotides long. RefSeq names its product L-proline trans-4-hydroxylase-like. Lineage: Eukaryota; Metazoa; Echinodermata; Echinoidea; Temnopleuroida; Toxopneustidae. The record is from RefSeq and is a predicted model, not a curated record. The coding region runs from base 249 to 1124 and encodes 291 amino acids. The transcript is spliced from 7 exons.
ACUGUACUACCGUGUUGAGCCAGCACGUCUAACAAGCCUCGUGAGCGUUCCUCUCACAGUUUCACGAUCAAGUUCAAACGUACAAUCAGCUUUUACAAUUUAUAAACAACAAAAACCGCGUAGGCCUACAUGUCUCAUGACCGUCAUCUUUCCAAAAGUGAUCCACGCAGAUGAGGGACGUCAAGUGAUAGAGUUUGCGGGGAGGAUCGUUUUCAUAUAUCUUUGCCAAGAACUUGAAGAACAAUCCAAUGAGAGCCAUGUCAGUUAGAACAGACUUCGAGUUUUCUGAGGACCUGGACUCGAACCCUGAGGUUUUGAAAGCGUAUAACGAUCGAGGAUAUUUCAUUGUCAGGUCAUUACUGAGUGGAGCAGAACUCACAAAGCUACAGAAGGCGCUCGACCACGAUGAAGGGAUCACGAAGCACGGUUACGAAAUCAGUGACGGUCAUGGUCGCAAUACUAAAAUAGUCAUAUGGAGUCACCCCGGCAACGAUAUAACUGGCAUGAUCGCAAGAUCUCAAAAGGUCGCUGGAACGUCCGAAAAGCUCUUAGGAGGAGAAUCUUAUCACUAUCACACGAAGAUGAUCAUGAAAGAACCAAGGACAGGAGGAAGUUUUGUAUGGCAUCAAGAUUACGGAUACUGGUACAAAAAUGGGUGCCUUUUCCCCGACAUGAUGACUUCUGUAUUCAUUGCAGUUGAUAAAUGUGACAAAGAGAAUGGAUGUCUCCAGAUAAUUCCCGGAUCACACAAACUCGGUCGCAUCGAACAUGAAAUGGUCGGAGGUCAGACCGGUGCCAAUCUUGACCGGGUCGAGUUCGCCAAGAAACAACUCGGUUUCGAGUUCGUCGAGCUCAACGCAGGGGACGGAAUCUUCUUCCAUUGCAACCUCCUGCAUUGCAGCAGCGCCAACAACAGCGACAGGAGGAGGUGGUCUUUCAUCCUCGCUUACAACCGGAAGGACAACGAUCCCGUGAUUCCGCAUCAUCAUCCGCAGUAUACCCCCAUGACCAUCGUGCCUAACUCCGCAAUUUUGGAAUGUUCUGAUGUUCCUGAUAUGACAGGUAAAGAUUUUUUGGACCCUAAGAACGACAAAACCGUCAAAGCAGCGCCAAAGGAGCAGUAAUCCUGAUCAUUCUGUACUUCGAUCCGUAAAUGAGAGUCAGAAUUCUGAAAGAUACAGGUAGCAGUAGCGGAUCUAGACAUGCUAGAGAGAGAGAGAGAGAGGGGGGGGGGUUAAACCCUCACCUUGGCCCCCAAUAAGAAAAGGAGAGGGGGUCAGUUUUCCUAUGGCGGAUCUAUACGGGCGGGAGGGGUUGGGCGCAGGACGCAGUAUGUCGCAGCUGAUCGAUCAUCAUCGGGCAAACCAACUGGUUAACCCAACCCCCCCCCCCCCCAGUUUUAGCAAAAAUCUAGAUCCGCUUCUAAUUACGGCUUCCAAUGUGCCGAUAAAUGGAUUUCAUCCUCCCAAAACCUAGGUCGUAUAAUUAUUUUUUAGUCCCUAUUUUAUUUUUUAAUGACAAUAAUUACCAUUUGUCACAGCAUGUGUAAAUUGUUAUAACACGAAAUUUUCUGCAAUUAAGAACGAGUCAAUUCAAUUUUAAGUAAAUCUGUAAGAUUCCAUACCCCAUAUACAUACAUGUAUUUUCUGUAAUUUUACGCUAUGGUUUUUUUGUUGUUGCCUCUAUUAGAGGAUUUAUUCACAUCCAAAUCAGGGGUUACACAGUAAAUCACAUUCAAAUCAAAGGAUACACAAUUAAUCAUAAAUCAUGAAACAUAUAAAAGUAUUAUUACAGUAAUUACAAAAUCAUAUUUAAGUUACAUAGAUUGUUCUUACACGAAUCGUAGCAAGCCCUUGGGCAGUUCAUCUUUUUCUUUGGUCUUUUUACUAGCAAUGUUGUACAUUUCUAUCCGUUUUUAAUUUCUUUUAUAAAUACAUGUUUCAAAAGAAAAACUUCUUUUUUCAGUUCCUGAUUUGUUCCUAUCCAAAAUAACUUUAUAUAUUGACCAAAAUGCAAUAGUUACAAAGAGAUUUGUUUUACUAUCAUUUUCAACUUUAAGCAAUUGUAUGAUGUUUACUUCCACUUUUACAUUGUAAACUUCACGCAAAAUAAUUUUGAUAUAUUUAAAAAAGGAUUUGUUUAGUUCACAGUAAAUAAAAGCGUGUAUAAUAUCUUCUUUAACCUUGCAUGUUGGACACAAAUCGUUUGUUGCAUAAUUCCAUUUAAACAGGUUACUUCUUACUGGUAAAAGAUUAUAUAAUAACUUAAGAUUGAACUCUCGUAAUUUAUUUUCUCUAACUUGAAUAAGAUUAUUUUUAAAUACAUUUGCCCAAUUGACAUCAAUAUCAAGUUUGUUCUCCCAAUGUAAACAGCAUUUAUUGGUGAAAAUAUUUUUUUGAGGGGAACAGUUUAUAUAUAGUAUUACUACUCAGAUCACUGAUGCAUUUCAAACUUUUUCCAAUCAUUACCUGUGGAGCAAUAAAACCAUAUGGUCGGAUAGUGAUGCCACUAUUAUCGCUCAAACUUUUUAUCCAUAUUGCUGGUAUUGCCUUUUUUAGUUUUGUGUAGUCGAAAAUAACAGUAUUCUUACUUCUUUUUAUAUCGAUCUUUCUCUGAAUGUUUUCCAUUGGUAUGUAACCAUUUCUCCCAAUAAUAUCUGUUAAGUAAACUAUACCACCUCUAUACCAGUCUUUAUAAAAUAAAGACUGGUUAUCAAAUAUUAUAUGUUUAUUAUGCCAAAGUAUUUGAUUUCGAAUAUCAUAACAGGUAGGGUUAAACAGACAAACAUCUUUCAAUGUAGUAAUAGUUCUAAAAAAUUCCCAAGCCUCCAAUAUUUCUUUGUAAAAAGUUGGUAUUUUCCUUUCGUUUAUAAUUUUCAGUGUUUUAGUACUGAAAUUACAAUUUAAAAGGAACGAGAUACCUCCUAGGAGGUCAAACCAAUAUGAACACAUUUUUUUCCAUGAUUCUGUUUUGUCAUUCAAAAACCUUCCUAACCAUUUUAACCGAAAGCUUAGCAUUCGAUGGUGUACAUCAGUCAUUUUUAUUCCACCAUUAAUAUAAUUUUCUGUUAAAGAACAUCUUUUAAUUUUUUCUACUUUUCUGUUCCAAAUGAAUCUAAACACUAUAUUAUCCAAACUUUUCAUGAAUUUCGUUGGAAUGGAAUCAACAAUGCUAUGUAAAGUUGCAGGUAUUCUCGAAACUCUGCUGCAUAAAUUUUUCUUAUUUAAGGAGAACUCUUUUGACAGUGGACGAUCCAUGGUGGCUAAUCAUUAUAGUGCCUGUAUAUCAUAACCAUGGUAUCUGACGAAUAGAUCAACUAAUUGAAUAUCAUAAAUUUUUUACAACUAUGUUUCGUUAGUCUAUUCAUGGAUUGACAUAACGAGCAAACACAGAUUACUGUGGAAUUUGAUUGUUCGUUUGUUUUGUUUUUCUUCUUUCCUUUUGUUCUAUAAGAAUCAAUUGAGAUACCCAGUAUUACAUAUACAAUUUACCAUUUAUUUUAUGUACGAAUAUUAUUCUGUGUGCUUGCUGCUUGCGCCUAUUCAGCUACAGAGCUACCUCAUCUAAAACCGUAACGCGCCCCUCCCUAUUUUAUCACUUUUCUCCCUCCCUCCACCCUUUAUAGCCUCUCUCAUUCUUUCUAAUUUUCUCUAUUUUCCUUUUUCUCCUCUCUUCAUUGAUCGUCUAGUCGAUUGACAAUUCUCUGUCCAUUUUAUCCCCCUCUUUCCUUUCUUUAUUCUUCAUAUUCAAAGCAAGCAAUUGCACACUUGUGCUCAGACCAUUAUGCCGACACCAGCUCCGGAUCGAAUACUCUUAUUACCUCAGGCUGCAGUCACAUUUCCCCUACAGCGGUCGUACGGCGAGUCGAAAACGGCCGUUUUUUUGGUCAUAUUGUAUUCAGACCACCUAUGUAUGUAGCUGGUAAAAAAAUGUUAAUACGGCUGUUUUCGACUCGCCAUACGGCCGCCGUAGGAGAAAUGUGAGUGCGCCAUUAUUGCCAUUGACAGAUCGGUUGGUUUCGAGUCGGGUUUUUUUAUGUGAUCGUGCCAUAUAUUAGAAUCCAUUCAGUUAUUUGUCAUUUUUUUGUUAAGCCCUGGCUGAUUGUUUUAAUUGCCCAGGGUUCUUAAUGUUUGGCUAUGUCAGAAAUAUUGCAAUGUAAAUAAUGAGAUUGUGAUGUUUAUACGAGUAUUUUUGGAAAUAAAAAUUAAUUAAUGU